Molecule: messenger RNA, 2979 nt
Organism: Rattus norvegicus (Norway rat)
Lineage: Eukaryota; Metazoa; Chordata; Mammalia; Rodentia; Muridae
Gene: Zfp758l1
Product: zinc finger protein 758 like 1
Source: RefSeq, a predicted model, not a curated record
ACAGGUAUGUGAUGGGUGGGGCCAGAUGAGGCACUGAGGAACGGAAGGAAGUAGGAUUUCAGACACUCGCCAUCUCCUUCCCCCAUCCCCCCGGGGGGAUAUGGGAAGCAACCUUGCUUCAGAACCGGGUUACAAAGGAGACAGGUUGGGGUCUAAACUGGUGGUGAAAACUCCCCGCAGCCACAGGUGCCACUCGGGGCGUCCCGGGAGAGUCAGCAGAGCAACAGCGGGAAUCGCUGCCGGCGGCCCUGAACCUCCCAGGGUUGCUUGACAGCUAGGGCUGUGACAGUGGAAUACCGGGCAAUGACUGGAUCCUGCUUCGACGACUUUGUACAGAGAUAGGCUGUUGCAGAAUUGCAGCAUUCUCUUUGCCGUGGGUCUUACACAUAAGCCAGAGCUGCUCAAUUUUGAAGCAGAACAGAGAGGCCUAGAAGGUGGAACGGAAAGACACAGAAGCAAAUAUACCAGAGUUCUAGUCUUUGUUCCUGAGAAAGAAAGUCAAAGAAGAGUGACAGAGAAAAAUGACUGCUUCUCCAGUAAAUGUGCUCCAGGGUCUGCUGACAUUCAGGGAUGUAACUGUGGACUUCUCUCAGGAGGAGUGGGAAUGCCUGGGUUCUGAUCAGAGGGCUUUAUACAUGGAUGUGAUAUUGGAGAAUUACAACAAUCUAGUCUUUGUAGAGAACCAUCGCAUAAGUGGAAAAAAUGAAAAAAUCCUCUACCAAGGCACAAAGCAUAUUGUCCAUCAGCAUGUGAAUAUCCAAGAGAAGUCCUAUAAAUGUAACAAGUUUGGCAAAAUGGUUCAUGAAUCCUCCCAGUGUAUACCUUAUGACACACGUGAUACUGCAGAAAACUUCAGUAAGUGCAGAUAUGGUAAACACAAAGAUGCUUCUGAUGAGUCAUCAACCAUAUACAGACAUAAAAGUGGGGACUCUAGAGAAGAACCUUGCAAGUUUAAAGACUGUGUAUACUGUUUAAAUUUGUUUCCCAUAAUCAGUCACAACCAAAGAAUCCAUUCAUACCUCAGUAUACAACAGAGAAAUCAUUCUGUAGAGAAACCCCACAAAUGUAAGGCUUGUAGCAAAUGCUUUUAUCAGUUGUAUCAGGUUAAAUACCAUUACAAAACCCAUAUUGGAGAGAGACCUUAUAAAUGCAGUGAAUGUCACAAAUGUUUUAGCCAACUCACACACCUAAAAAGCCAUCAAACAAUUCACACAGGGGAGAAACAUUACAAAUGUAAUGAAUGUGGCAAAAACUUUAGCCGACUGACGUACUUAAGAACCCAUCAGAGAAUUCAUACAGGAGAAAAACCUUACAAAUGUAGUGAAUGUGACAAACGCUUCAUUCAGAAAGCCCAACUUACAAUACAUCAGAGAAUUCACACAGGAGAAAAACCUUACAAAUGCAUUGAGUGUGAGAAAUCCUUUACAUGUUGCUCCGGCCUUAGAAAACAUCAGAGAAUUCAUACAGGAGAAAAACCUUACACAUGUAGUGAAUGUAAGAAAUCUUUUACCAGUGGCUCAGAUCUUAGAAGACAUCAGAAAAUUCAUACUGGAGAGAAGCCUUACAAAUGCAGUGAAUGUGACAAAUGCUUUAUUCAGAAAGUCCAACUUAGAAUACAUCGUAGAAUUCAUACAGGAGAGGAACCUUACAAAUGCAGUACAUGUGUUAAAGUCUUUACCCACCUCUCAGGUCUAAGAAAACAUCAGAAAAUUCAUAGUACUGAACGAAAGUUUCCAUUAGUAAAAAAUGUAGCAUAUGCUUUGUCCAAGUUCUGCCCUUAAAAACUAUUGCAUACUCCACACUAGAAAAUCAUAAUGAGCAUGAGCAAUUUCUGAAAUCCUCUUAAGUAAUGUUCAAAUCUUAGAAAACAUCAAGAAUUUACAUUGAGGAAAAAUGAUUAAAAUGUGGCAAUGUAUGAAAUACAUUAUUAAAACAUUCUACUUUUUCAACCUCAAACACUUCAUAAUGAAGAAAAUAUGGAAAGGCCUGAAGAAUGUGCUGUUUGUGCAGCUGGUUCCUGGAGACUGAAAUGUUCUGUCCUGAAGAGAAGCUGAUAAAGGCAGGAAAUAUAAUUCCCAAAUGGCUUCAUGAAGUCUGUGAAACUGACAGGGUUCACUCUACUCAACUCCCAUAAAAAAAAAAAAAAAAAAAAAAAAAACUAGAUUACAAACCAAACCACCAAAUAGGAUGCCUUUUAACCAGUAGAUAUGCCACCAGUUGUACAGUAUGCUUCAGGUGUCCACUGCUUAUAAAUUGUUUUCCACGCUGGUUAGAGUUUCCUGAUAGCAACUGUCUUUGAUUCCAUUCUGCUGCAUAAGCACCUCUUUCCCCAUAUUUCUGUAAAUAGCCCCAACAAAGGUCAUUGGGUCAACACGAUAGACUUAGGUGGCAUGCAUACUUUGUUGUCAGUUCUCAAUCCCAGAAAAGUCUCCUAUACAUGUCCUAUGCCUGUUCUUUGUUCAAUCAUGUUCACCAGAAAAUUAAUAUUAAAGAGAAAGCAUUUGAUCAACUAAAGUAGGGAAAGUAUGUGCUUACUUCUCCAGGCUUACUGCCACAGUAAUAUUUGGUCUUGUUCAAAGGGCUCAACAUAGACAGAAUGUAGAAGCUUAGGAAAGCCAGAGUGGAAGCUACUCUCUUUCCUGCAAGAGAGUGUGAAAGAUCUAUCGAGGGAAAAAUGAAAAUACAGUAGCAAAACUAUCAGUGACAGACCAUGGUUCAAGUUUGGCUGUGUCUGUGCAUGGCUCUGAACUCAUGCUUUGCAACCAUGAUUCAGUAAAGGAGCAAUGACCUCAGUACAAAUACUGACUGCCAUCAUGCCUUACUUAAGUUCUGCUGUGCUGUGAAAAUUCUAUCCUACAAGCCCCAAGAAGUGAUUGAAUUUUGUUAAAUCUUUUAUUCAAUGCUUAUAUUGUAGACAUAGCAGAAAGACCAUGAAAUAAAACUCAGGAAAAUAUUAAUAAAGACAUAUAUUCAGCUUAA